ACCGACGACUCCCUCGGGGUCUCGUGUACGCAGCGUGGCCCUGGCCCUUCCUCUGCUCGCUCUCACGGCUUGUAAUCGGUACACUAUUUUUUUUUUUUUUGCUGUUUAUCUUUUCUUUUUCCCAACUCCGAGUCCCAGGUGUGGGCUCUGUUUCUCGUAUGUGGACGGAACGUAACUGAUAAUGUUCCCCCAGUCUGUCGCCUUGUCCUCAGCUUCUAGAUGGAGCGAACGAGAAGAAGCCUCAGGGAGAAGUGGGGAUGUUGACUCGUACGGAGCACCUUGUGUUCACAAGUGCCUAACGACUCCGCUCUCUUCCUCUUUCUCUUCCAACAAGCCGUACGGGGUACGGAUACAGCGUGCGGUGCCGGUACGCUUACUGCGUCUUGCCCUGUCUUGCGUUCCUCUCUAUCCAUGUGGGAAUGCGAACCUCAACAGCACAUCCAUCACCUCACCUCACAUUGCCUUUCCGUACCUUGCCUUAGCUGGCAGCGGGCCUUUUUACUCUGCUUCUGCGUCCGCACCUCGAAACCUGCUCCUCCCUCCAAGUACCAGCCCCAAGCUCCAAGCUCCAUCUCUCACUCUGACUCUCCCUGUCAGUUUGAUCCGUGGCUGCGUCGGUAAGCGACUCGACCGCCGGCACUCGCCUCUCUUUUUCGUCUCUUCUUCGGCCUUGACCAUUGGGUCGGGCUGGGGCGCAGAGAGUAGGUAUUCUCAGCCAGCUACCCGAGCCCUGGAAGGGUGGUACGGCCAGGCUAAGCUAACCGUCGCCGUUCGGUGGGUGUAGGGUGGUCAAAAUGGAAGGAAAGGGCAGCGACAAGAAUCGAGAAGGGGGGCGUGCCACGGGAGCAAUGGUGUCGAGGACCUCGUUGAACGUGGGCUUCGUUGUCGUUUCCCGGGGUCUAGUGUCGUUGCUUGAGGGGCGUGGGUAGAGUAGGGUAACACCAGGAAGAGAGGGGUCUGUUGUCCUUGACCAGGGUGGCCCAUGGCCUGAGUUCAAGCCCCAGUCUGUCGCGGUCGGUCUGUCGGCCUUUCAGAAGGAAUAUUCAACACACCGGGCCUACACACUCUGAAGCGGACGGACAACGUGGAGGAGCAGGCGUAAGGGCAAUGAUGGAUUCCCAUCUAGACAAUGUCCAGACUACGCAAGUAAACG
This is a messenger RNA of Colletotrichum acutatum, 1153 nucleotides long. RefSeq lists its product as uncharacterized. NCBI's taxonomy places the organism in Eukaryota, Fungi, Ascomycota, Sordariomycetes, Glomerellales, Glomerellaceae. The record is from RefSeq and is a predicted model, not a curated record. The transcript has a single exon. Bases 182 to 784 code for a protein of 200 amino acids.